Messenger RNA from Parastagonospora nodorum SN15, 345 nucleotides. RefSeq lists its product as hypothetical. The transcript has a single exon. Lineage: Eukaryota; Fungi; Ascomycota; Dothideomycetes; Pleosporales; Phaeosphaeriaceae. The record is from RefSeq and is a predicted model, not a curated record. Bases 1 to 345 code for a protein of 114 amino acids.
AUGCAGCUCACUCACAUCCUCUCCACCGUCCUCCUCAGCCUAUCAAUGGCUGCAGCCGCACCAGCUCCACAAGAGUCAUAUGUUCCUCCUGGUUUUGCCCCCAACCCUCCUCUGGCUGCACGAGCUCCACAAGAGUCAUAUGUUCCUCCUGCUUUUGCUCCCAACCCUCCUCUGGCUGCACGAGCUCCACAAAAGUCACUUCUCUCUAGUCCCGUUGUGCUACCUGACAUUCCUCUGGCUGCACGACAGAAGUGCCUCCACCAGACUCCCCAGCCAUGCAGCAGCAAUGAGCAAUGUGCAAACGGCGGCUGCACUACUUCUGGUGUCUGCUACUACAACUGCUAG